CACCUAAACCUACGCGUAAGGAGCACCUUCAGAGAACAAAACUCAUCAACCGCCCGUCUCAUUGCAGACGCAGUAUCUCCACUCACAAAAUCACCACCACUUCACAGAAAGGGGAAGGUUUCCACUCUCUCCUCAAUUCCUUUCCCCUUGGCUCUUUCCUUUUCUUUUAUCCUAAUAGACUUAAUCUGUUCGUUUGUUUUCUAUAUAUAUAUAUAUGAGGACGCUUUGUCCUAAUUAUGACAGGGAAAAUGGACUCGACACCGUCCUGGAGGUGCCUAUACCAGAAGAAAUGUUUGUCAAAAUGGGCAGCAACGCGGCUUUACGUUGGGCAAAUAUGCGUCAAUUGAUGAAAGCUCAAUCCCGUUCUUCUGAUAGGUCAUCCUAUCUCCAGGCUAAAUCUAACAAUGAGUUCAUUGCAUUGCUCAAGCUUGUUGGCUCUCCUCUCAUCUCUUUCCAGGUUCAAUUGGGUAGCCCCUUCAGCCGCCCCAUUAAAGAUUCUAGCAUUGAAGCUUCAACGGCAAAAUAUAUUGUGCAACAAUAUGUAGCGGCAACAGGAGGGCCGGCGGCAUACAACACAGUGAGUAGCAUGUAUGCGGUGGGGCAGGUGAAGAUGCGAGGCUCAGAAAUGCAGCAAGGUGAUGACAGUGUGCACGCAAGAGGCAAUUGUGAGGCCGGUGGCUUUGUGCUAUGGCAAAAAAACCCCGACCUCUGGUGCCUUGAACUUGUUGUCGCUGGUUUUAAGGUAAGCGCAGGAAGUAAUGGCAAAGUUGCAUGGAAUCAAUCUUCUUGUCAACCCAAUCACGCUCAUCGAGGCCCCGCCCGCCCCCUCCGCCGCUUCUUUCAGGGAUUGGAUCCCAGAUGCACGGCUAACUUAUUUUUAGACGCUGUAUGCAUUGGAGAGGAGACGAUCAAUAAUGAAGCUUGUUUUGUUCUGAAACUGGAGUCUCCUUCUCACGUUCUGAAAGCGCAAAACUCAGCCAACACAGAAAUCGUCCAUCACACUGUAUGGGGCUACUUCAGCCAAAGAACCGGGCUGCUAAUUAAAUUCGAGGAUACAAAGUUGGUGAGGAUGAAGACUGUCAAAGGAAAUGAUAAUGUAUUUUGGGAGACUAGUAUGGCAUCCACCAUUGAUGAUUACAGAUAUAUCGAUUCCCUCAGUAUUGCACAUACGGGAAAGACCGUCACUACUCUUUACAGGUAUGGAGGGGCUCAUAAUCAUAUGAGGAAGACUGAAGAGAUUUGGCAGAUUGAAGAUGUUGAUUUCAAUAUAUGUGGAUUGACCUCAGAAGACUUUCUUCCUCCUGCUGAAGUCAAAAGAAAACAAUAUGCUGCGGCAAAUGUCACCUAGAUUUCUUCUUCACUGGUUUUUGAAAACCCAGAAAAGAAAAAAAAAAUUUCAAACAAAGAUUAAUGUGUCUGUAUAUA
Messenger RNA from Mangifera indica (mango), 1425 nucleotides. RefSeq lists its product as uncharacterized. Bases 215 to 1348 code for a protein of 377 amino acids. Lineage: Eukaryota; Viridiplantae; Streptophyta; Magnoliopsida; Sapindales; Anacardiaceae. The transcript has 3 exons. The record is from RefSeq and is a predicted model, not a curated record.